UAACGUGCACAACCGUGCACUGGUUGGUCAUUACUAUAAACUAUAGCUAUAGCCAUUUUAUAACCUCUAAAACACAUACUUGUUUUGUUUGUAAUCAGUGUAAGAGAGUGAAAUAAUUUUUGUAAUUCGGAAUGUCUGACGAAAGAGAACAAAUAUUAGUCGAGGAGCAAGAUUUAAUUAUUCUCCACAAGAAAGAGAGAAAAGAAUUACAAGCAAGGAUACAAAUUUUAAAAAAGUCUGUUUGUAAAGGGGAUAAAAAAAAAAAGAAAGAAAUCACUGAAGAGAUUGUUAGACUAGAGACGGACCUAGACAAGAAACAGGACGAAGAGAUUGCAAGAUUCAAAUUAUCUCAAAUGAAUAUUGAUAAAACUACUUGUGUCAAAGUUGAAGAUCAAAUUACCAAUGGUGAUAGUGAAUCAUCUCAUUACAAAAACAAUCAAGAUUCAAAGUCAACAGUUAAAGUUUCCAAAGCACAAAAGAGGCGAGAAAAGAAAGAAAUUGCAGAAAAGGAAAGAAAUCAAAAAAUCAUUGAACAGGAAGCUCUAAAUGUUUAUGGCAAAAGAAAUGUUGAAGCACAAGCAAUUAAUAAUAUUUUAUCAAAAAGGGAUUUGAUGAUUUAUGAAAUUCCAAGUGAUGGACAUUGCCUAUACAAUGCUGUUGCACAUCAAUUGAAAUUAAUAGGAAACACACCUUCCCUGAACUUUAUUGAUCUUAGGAAACAAACUGCCAAAUAUCUAAGAGAGCAUAGUGAUAAUUUUCUGUCAUUUAUAGAUAAUCCAGAUUCAGAUGAUAUUAUGUCAAUUGAACAGUAUGAAAAAUACUGUGAUUCAGUUGGAGAAACAAGUGCUUGGGGUGGAGCAGUUGAACUGCAGGUACUAGCAAAUGUUCUCCAAUGUCCUAUUGAAGUUAUUCAAGCUAGUGGUGUUCCUUACAUAGUAGGUGAAGAAUAUGAACAGACAAGAAAACUUAUUCUAACAUAUCAUCGGCAUAUGUACCAACUUGGAGCACAUUAUAAUUCUGUAACAAAAUAUAUAGCAAAUUUAGAAGACAGCUGAUCUAACUGUUAAAUUGAUUCAAAUUAAAAUAAAUUAUAGUUAGCUUAUUACACGGUUGAAAUUGUUCAAAUUUUUUUGUGAUUACUAAAGUUGUAAAGGAUUGUGUUUUAUUAUGCUUUAUGUUAUGAGAAGAUCAUUUUAGAGUAAAUUUUGUUGUGUUAAAGAUUUAUUAUAUAUCAAUAACGUUAAAAAAUCUUAUAAAAUGUCAAAUGUACAU
Molecule: messenger RNA, 1272 nt
Organism: Phymastichus coffea
Lineage: Eukaryota; Metazoa; Arthropoda; Insecta; Hymenoptera; Eulophidae
Product: deubiquitinase OTUD6B-like
Exons: 4
Coding region: 132-1055 (307 amino acids)
Biological process (GO): protein deubiquitination
Molecular function (GO): cysteine-type deubiquitinase activity
Source: RefSeq, a predicted model, not a curated record